This is a messenger RNA of Larimichthys crocea (large yellow croaker), 2922 nucleotides long. RefSeq names its product ATP-binding cassette, sub-family G (WHITE), member 5 (gene abcg5). The record is from RefSeq and is a predicted model, not a curated record. The coding region runs from base 28 to 2016 and encodes 662 amino acids. Gene Ontology annotation, biological process: cholesterol efflux; transmembrane transport; cholesterol homeostasis. Gene Ontology annotation, cellular component: ATP-binding cassette (ABC) transporter complex; apical plasma membrane; plasma membrane. Lineage: Eukaryota; Metazoa; Chordata; Actinopteri; Sciaenidae. The transcript has 14 exons. Gene Ontology annotation, molecular function: ABC-type transporter activity; ATP binding; ATP hydrolysis activity.
UUUUUGAGGAGCACACUGGCCAGAGAGAUGAACAAAUUUUACUCAAUGCAAACGGUGGAGCCAGAGGACGGGACCAAAGUUAGAGAGUCUUUCAAGUUUGUGUCGGAGGUGAAGGGGGAGGUGAAGAGGGAUGUAUGGAGAGAAGACGGUGGACAGGAGCGAUCAGAGCCCUCCUGCUGUCUCAGUGUCAGCAAGAUCUCCUACACAGUCAGUGAGCGCGUGGGUCCGUGGUGGGACUUACCCUCCUACAGGAAGAGAUGGACUCGCCAGAUCCUCAAUGAUGUCUCCUUCCACGUGGACAGUGGGCAGAUCAUGGGCAUCCUGGGCAAUUCAGGCUCAGGAAAGACCACUUUGUUGGAUGCCAUCUCUGGGAGGAUUGGAAACUGUGGUACACUGUUGGGCGAGGUCUUCAUUAAUGGCAGGAAAAUGAAGAGGGAAGAAUAUCAGGACUGUUUCUCAUAUGUACUGCAGAGUGAUAACUUGUUGAGUUAUCUGACAGUGGAGGAGACUCUGACCUACACAGCCCAGCUGGCCCUGCGGAAACACUCGGCCGAAGCCAUCAAGAAGAAGGUGUCGGCAGCGAUGGCCGAGCUGAGUCUGACUCAUGUGGCCCACAGUGUUAUUGGAGGUCGUGUUUUCCCAGGGAUCUCCGGGGGCGAGAGGAGGAGAGUCUCCAUUGCCAGCCAGCUACUUCAGGACCCAAGGGUGAUCCUAUUGGACGAGCCGACCACAGGGCUGGACAGCAUGACCGCCAAUCAGAUCGUGGUGCUGCUGGCGGAGCUGGCCAGGAGGAACCGUAUCGUCAUAGUAACCAUCCACCAACCACGCUCUGAGCUCUUCAGGGUGUUCAGCAGGAUAGCUAUAAUGAGUCGUGGAGAGUUGGUGUUCUGUGGGCAGCCAGAGGAGAUGGUGGAUUUCUUCAGCCAGUGUGGAUAUGAGUGUCCAGAAUAUUGCAACCCCUUCGACAUCUAUGUUGACUUCACCUCGGUGGACACACGCAGCAGUGAGAGGGAGGCAACCACCUACAGUCGCAUGCAAGAGAUCGCCUCAUCCUAUCAGAAGUCUGUCAUCUACCAGAGCAUGCUGCAAAAAACCCAGCAGAGCCUUCAGCGGCCAGACAAGCCGGCCAUCCCCUUUAAGAGCAAAGAGUCACCCAACGGUGCAGCCAAACUUGAGGUUCUGCUCAGGCGAACAACAAGAAACCUAUCCAGAGACAGGAUGGGUGUCCUGAUGCGUCUGUCCCAGAACCUGAUCUACGGCCUCUUUGUGGCGUUCUUUGUGAUGCAUUUAGACAACGACGUCAGCAAGGGUGCUGUGCAGGACCGCAUUGGCAUCAUCUAUCAGAGCAUUGGUGCUUCACCGUACACUGGCAUGCUGAAUGCUGUAGCUCUGUUCCCGGCGUUGCGAGCCAUCAGUGAUCAGGAGAGUCAGGAUGGUCUUUACAGUAAAUGUCAAAUGUUCUUAGCCUACAUCUUCCACAUCCUGCCCGCCAGCAUCCUCAGUGUCGUCAUCUUCACCUCUUUCCUUUACUGGACGGUGGGGAUGAACCCUGACAGCUUGCGCUUCCUGUGUUUCACUGCAGUCGUCCUGGUGCCACAUAUCAUAGGUGAGUUGCUGACUGUGGUGCUAUUAGGAGUGGUCCAAGACCCUAACAUGGUCAACACUGGAGUAGCUCUGCUUAAUAUUGCAGGAAUCGUGGUUGGAUCUGGUUUCCUAAGAAGCACACAGCAGAUGCCGCAGGUCUUCCAGUGGCUCAGCUACCUGACCUUCCAGAAGUACAGCUGUGAGCUGCUCAUAGUCACCGAGUUCCAAGGACUCAACUUCACAUGCAAUGUUUCCAAACCUUUGCCGGGAGCCUGUAUGGUCACUCAAGGAAAUCAGAUCAUUGAUGAAGGCUAUCCUGGCGCCCUGUCCCGAUACACACUAGACUUUGUUCUCCUCUACUCCUUCCUCCCUGCCCUCCUGCUGCUGGGCAUGAUCAGCUUCAAGAUCAGAGACAGGAUCGUACGUCACUAAAGCGACAGACACACAUUUGUGGGUGAAUCUUCUGUUUAAACACAUUUGAAGAUGUUUGAGUAUGAUGUUAUUGAGAGAAGAUGACAUAUAGAGAAGUAUUGUGGCUGCUUAUAACUUCUGUGUUUGCAAUCAACACUUUUCACAAACAUUCAAGGAAUAUUUCUGUUUGAGUACUUACCCUAAAGUUCAUCAGAAUAAAGUAUUAUACAGUUCAGAGCAAGGAAUCAAGUACAAAAAGCUUCGGUUUGACCUUUUCUCAAAAGAAAUCCCAGUGCAGGGUGCAGGGCGCACAGUGCAGCACAGUUCAUCUGUGCUGACAGGGAUCUAAUCAUGGACAACUGAGUAGUCUUACUGUUAAAUAGCACCAUAAACCAACUUGCUGCUGGACCGGGCUUAAACAACGACUCUAACAGACAGCACAGAUUCAACUUCAAGUCCUCUAUAGUCUAUUUCUGACUGAAGGACAUGUUUGCACAAAUUCUUGUUUUUAUAUAUUAAAAAGGUGCACAGUGGCACAUGUGAACUAACAUGUAACUGUAUCAUAAACUAUAUACUAUAACUAAUCUUGUGUGUGAUCAUAUUGUAAAGUUGCAAAUUGAAUGAAUGAGUAUCAACAAAUAUACGUGUUUUAAAUGUCACUUAUGUAUUCCAUGUAUUAUUUUUAGAUUAAAUAUUGUGAUUGUAAUGUUUCAUAAAUAAGCAAUGCCUGUUGUAAAUGUAAAAUUCUUUAUUUUUUAGAACACAUAUCAUCAGUAUACAAAUAGUUUUCACAUGUUUAGAAUAGUUGUACAAGUUUUAUGAAUUAACAACAGUACUUACAAGUAAAUAAAUAAUACAAGCUGUAUUUACAUUGAUAGGUGGUGUGUGUUUGUGUGUGUUUGUGACUAUAAAGAUGAUUAUCUCUCA